GCGGGUGCAGCCCUAAAAACAAACAAACAAAAAAGGCACAGUGGGUUUUGGAAGCCAAGUGUGGAAAGAGUGGCAAAGAUAUGUAAGAUACCAGCAGGGAAUCAAACAAGGAAAGUGAUUCAGAAAUGAUCACUAGAUCAUUGUGGCCAUUAGAACCUCAGUGAAAGCAGAUUCAGUCCCUGCCCCCUCUGCAAAUGAUCCUCACCCCUUAGGGGAGGCUGCUCAGUGAACAGCAGACUGAGCUGCAUAUUUGGCUCUGGCUAUGCUGUGGUAGCAUCCCAAAGGCCCAGCCCUUGGGCAAGAGCAGCAGGCAGCUAGGAGAACCUGCCUCGGGCAUGGGCGCUGACUGUGGUGUGUGCACCAUGUCUGCCAACAGCAGGCCCUUAGCAGAGGCUGCCCGGCAAAUGCUGUGAGCCCAACUACUUCCUUAUAAUUUUAUUUCUGGCCCUGGCCUCUCUACUUAAAAGAGCCCUUUCUCCUAGAUAAAUGAGGACAUUUUUUUUUCUGAUGCAGGCCACCCUUGGUGAGGUAGGGCAGUGGGUGCCUGUUCUCUUGGUGCCUGCUGUCCUCUCAUUAAGCCGAACCUGGAGGCUGCAGAUCAGUGGAGCUGGGAAAAGGAGUCCGGGGGCAGAGAGGCUCUUCUGAUCUCCAGGCCUUUCCUGACCAUCAACCUUUCACCCUGUUCCCACAUGUGAAACUACCACCCAGAAGCACAAUGUGUGUGUGUGGGGGGGGGGCGCAGGUUUCACUUCUGGAACACCCCAAGCCUCAUUAAAGCUUGCAGUCAUAGUUAAUGGAAGGGACCUUAGGCUAGUUAGCCCAGAAUCAGAAAACCUGGGCUCUAAUCCCAGCUACGUGACUGUUUUUUGACCUCAGGCAAGUCACGUCUGCUCUCAGAGGUCCCUUCCUCUGUGAAAUAAGAGAAAGGGAUAGAUGGUCUUUGAAGCUAUAACUAGUAACAAGCCCUUGCUGCUUUGAUUCUUGCUUGAAGUGAAGGACUUGAGGCCUGUGUCUGCACGGGUGGAGAGAGGGGAGGCGAGAAGGGCAAUGGAAUCCAGGUAUCUGUGCCGGAGUAACAGCAGAGUUCAGCACUAAGAUAGGCCAUUUGAGCUGUCAAUCAAAGAAUUUCCUAGACAUGGAGGGCGGUACCUGGUUGUCUGGUAACCCCAGCGGCUCUGAGCUAAGAGUUAAGGUAGGUAACUCUAGCCAGAGGGACCAUUCCAGAAAGCCAUCUACAGAGAGGAUCUUAGGAGCACCAUGUCUUCCCUCAACACUGAGGAUACCCCCCAAGAGCCCUCACCCUCACCCUCAAGCUCUAAGAAGAAAAAGAAGAGAAGGAAGUGGCCACAGCAAGAGGCCAGCAUCCGAGCUCUCACCAGUGCUGGCCACAGAGCCCUGCUGGCUGGCCAGAACCACGAGGCCUUGACCAGCUUCCAGAAGGCCUUAUUCCUGGCUUCCAAGGCACCACAAACCAGGGAUACCCCUGUUCUCCAGGCCUGUGCCUUCAACCUGGGGGCUGCCUACGUGGAGACUGGGGACCCAGCCAGAGGCCUUGAGCUGCUCCUACGAGCACAACCUCAAGAGAAGGCCCAGGGCGGGAGUCACGGCGACCAGUGUUUCAAUGUAGCUUUGGCCUACCAUGCCCUGGGCGACCUGCCUCAAGCUUUGGCCUGGUACCACAAGGCCCUGGGCCACUACCAGCCGCUAGGUGACCAGGGGCAAGCCCAGGCGAAAAUGGGAGCCUGCUACCAGGCUCUGGGACAGCCUGAGCUAGCAGCCCACUGUCUGCAGGAAGCGAGCCAGGCCUACACCCAAGCAGGGCAGCCCCGGGCUGCAGCCCUGGCAUUGGGGGCUGCAGCAGGGUGUCUGCUGAAGAGUGGGUGGCAUGGGGUGGGUGAAGUUGUGCAGGUGCUGGAGGAGAGCCGGAAGCUUGCUGAGAGGAGCCCUGAGCGGGAACUGCUGGGGCAACUCUAUAACGACCUAGGUCUGAGCUACUCCCAGCUCCAGCUGUUCCCACUAGCAGCAGAGGCCUUCCAGCAGGCCCUGCCCCUGUGCCGGGGGCCAGGAGAGGAGGCCACGGUGCUAAGAAACCUUGGGAUGACCCACAAUGCCCUCGGCAACUAUCAGGAAGCCCGGGAGUUCCACCAGAAGGCUGCCAACCUGCAUGGCUCUGUGGGGCAGCGGUGGGAGCAGGGCCGGAGCUUUGGCAGCCUGGCAUUUGCACUGAGCCAGCUUGGGGAUCACAAGGCCGCCAGAGACAACUACCUACAUGCUCUGCAGGCUGCCCGGGACACUGGAGACGUGAAGGGGCAAUGGCAGGCCUGCGAGGGUCUGGGGGCUGCUGAAGCCAGAUUGGGGCAGCAUGACCAGGCCUUGAAAUAUUACAAAGAGGCGCUGGCCCGGUGUCAGAAGGAGCCAGAUUCUGUACGAGAGCGGCUGGUGGCCAAGCUGGCGGACGCCAUGAGGACCCACUUGGCCCAGGGUGGGCUGGUCCCGACUCGCACCCUGACCUCAGCUCCAGGGAGGCCCCAGGCUCCAGGUGGAGACUUCCUGGUGGCAGGAACCCCAACCAUGGUGGGAAGGGGCUCGGCAGGAGUGCGGCACAGAUCUUUGGGUGAGUGGGAAAAUGAGUUAGAGGAUGGCCACGAGGAGAAAGAGGAAGAGGAGUCGGUGAAUGUUCCUGAGAUGUCUGGAGCACCAAGACCGGAGCGUCCAGGACCCAGGGCCCAUCUCCCACUUGGAGGCCAAAGCCCCCUCAGAAUGGAUGACCCUGGCCUUCUGGUACCCAGUGGCCCCCAAGCCAAUAGGUCAUCCAAACAGCCCAGGGGCAUACCCAACAGGAACGCUCAGAGGAGACCCACCGAGUCUGGCUUCUGCAUGAUCAUGUGACCCCGCCCUGCCGGCCACAGCAGCCCUGCCCCAGCAAGCACUCUUCAGGGGCUUCUGGAACUUGGCUCCUUCCCUGUCAUUUCCAGUGAGCAGUGUAUGGACAUCAGCAAGCGGACUCCCGAGCAGGCUGGACAAGGGCCCUGCAGUCUCAGCCCUGAGGCAUGCUGUGUGCUCCUCAUUUGGGAUUAGGGGACUCAACAGGCGAAAGAAAAAAAGGAAAGUGGAUGAUGAAUUCCUCCCCCUUUCCUUUCUAGAUUCAAACCCCACAAUUGCUAAGACCCUUGCCAGUCCUUAAAACUAUGACAUCUUGGUCAAGAGGCUUCGGAGUUACUCCUUUUUCUCCUAUGGGAAACCAACGGUACAGAAGAUACACCUUAGCUGACCAAGGAAGGCCCUCCUCUUCCUCCAGGAAACAGCAGAUGCUAGAUGCAGGCUCCUCAGGCCUGUAGCCUGUAGGAAAACUGCUGCCAGCAGCUGCAACAAGAAUAUGAUGUACCACAUUGCUCAUUCAGCACAUGCCACACACUGUCCUAAGUGCUCACAAGUGUCUUCUCCUUUAACCCUCACAGCAGAUGAAUAUGCCCUUUUACAGAAGAGGGGAAAGGACGCAAAGAUGCAGUAGGUUGCCUCCCAGGUCACACAACUUGUUAGUGAAACUGUGAUUCAAACCUAGGCAGAGGAGUUCCCGUCAUGGCACAGCGGAAACGAAUCCGACUAGGAACCAUGAGGUUGUAGCCUCGAUCUCUGGCCUCGCUCAGUGGGUUA
This is a messenger RNA of Sus scrofa (pig), 3654 nucleotides long. RefSeq names its product tetratricopeptide repeat domain 24 (gene TTC24). The record is from RefSeq and is a predicted model, not a curated record. Gene Ontology annotation, molecular function: protein binding. NCBI's taxonomy places the organism in Eukaryota, Metazoa, Chordata, Mammalia, Artiodactyla, Suidae.